ACAGGGAGUCAGUAUAUCCGACCUUGGGACCCCUUCCCACCCUGCCAGCUGCUGUGACAGCCAGGAUCCUUCCCCGCUGGUGGGGCCUGCACCCCCCUGUUACCUGCACUGCUUUCCCAGAAGACCGGAAUUGGACCGCACAGAAUCCAGGCAAGCAGCUGGGGCAGUGCUGCUCUGAGCUGGACCUUGUCUGAUGGCUUCCUCCAACCCUCCUCCACAGGCUGCCAUAGGAGAUCCACUGGUUCCUGGAGGAGGCCUAGGCCCCUCCCCAGAGGCGGAGGACGACCCUGGCGAGGCCUUUGAGUUUGAGGACAGUGAUGAUGAGGACACCAGCGCUGGCCUGGGUAUCCUAGGCGUUGCUCCAGAGAAGGACGCAGACGCCCCACUGAUCCAGUUGGACUCUGCCCCCGUCACUGACCCAGACCCAGCGGCCACACUGCCCCAGACACAGUAAGUGAAC
Molecule: messenger RNA, 460 nt
Organism: Hipposideros armiger (great roundleaf bat)
Lineage: Eukaryota; Metazoa; Chordata; Mammalia; Chiroptera; Hipposideridae
Product: rho guanine nucleotide exchange factor 10-like protein
Exons: 4
Coding region: 194-454 (86 amino acids)
Source: RefSeq, a predicted model, not a curated record